Lactuca saligna is the source of this 459-nucleotide messenger RNA. The record is from the annotation of a GenBank genome assembly. Lineage: Eukaryota; Viridiplantae; Streptophyta; Magnoliopsida; Asterales; Asteraceae.
AUGAUGUGGGAUAUUGGUUCUCUUUCCAACAUGGUGGUUGCUUCUGUAUCUCAACAAAAUGAACAGCUUCAAUGCAUUGAAAAAUUCUGUCACACUUUCAUCAACAUUAAUGAUAAGAAAAACGUUUUUGCAUCAAAGAAUUUGUAUAUAUCUCAUAUUGAAACUAUGGAAAACAUUGUAAGAUUGCACAUGGCAAAUGCUAAUGGAAGUUUAGAAGAUAUUUCAGCCCUAGCUUCUUCUAAUGCUUGUUCUGUUGAAGAAAUAUGGGACGUUGGAAUUGGUGAAGCAGUUUAUCAUCAUAUGGAGCAUGAAAGGUUGACAUGGUCUAUUGACUUUUCUCAACUAGAUCCUAUGAAGUUAGCCAGUGGAAGUGAUGACUAUACUUUGAAAUUAUGGAGCAUUAAUGAGAAGAAGAGCUUGACCACAAUCAGAGAUGUAACAAAUGUGUGUUCAGUCUAA